Cyclopterus lumpus (lumpfish) is the source of this 2037-nucleotide messenger RNA. RefSeq names its product small VCP interacting protein (gene svip). The transcript has 4 exons. Gene Ontology annotation, biological process: negative regulation of VCP-NPL4-UFD1 AAA ATPase complex assembly; negative regulation of retrograde protein transport, ER to cytosol; positive regulation of autophagy. Gene Ontology annotation, cellular component: endoplasmic reticulum membrane. Bases 457 to 705 code for a protein of 82 amino acids. The record is from RefSeq and is a predicted model, not a curated record. Lineage: Eukaryota; Metazoa; Chordata; Actinopteri; Perciformes; Cyclopteridae.
CCCUCGCAGAUUAAUCAACCAGUAGAACUGUGACCAAAACAAACUCGGAGGGAUAACAUAUCUGGCUUUGACGUCUGACUUUCAAACUGAUAUUUUCCAAACGCCGAUGCGAUUAAACAAGAGGUGCGAGGAGAAGUAAUUCAUUGGGUGUCUAAAAGAAGCAACGGGGCUUGUCAUGGUAGUUUGUGCUAGCUGCUAGCUAGAAUGCUGACGUUACCGAGAGAUAACGUCAAUCGGAGCCGUUAGCUUAACGGUAACGUUGCUAUGCCGGACGACCCGACAGCGGCCGCUUGGACUAGAAGCUGUUGCCUCAGUUGCCUUAACAAGCAGCCCCGCGAUUUGAAACGGGCUCACCAGCUAGUCAGGUAGCGUGAGCUGGUCCCGCUCAACCAAGAAAGACCGUGAUAACUCACUUUCCCGUGUUGCCUUUUGCUGCCCCGGACUAACGCCUCCAGCAUGGGGAUGUGCUUGUCGUGCCUUGGUGGGGCAGCGGACGACGUGGUCGUCACUCCGGAUCCAGAGAUGAGGAGACGACAGUUAGCUGAGGCCGCUGAGAAGAGACAAAAAGAAACAACAUACAGGGGUGUUAAAAAUCCAGAUGCUGUCGAGAGGAAAAAGAAAAAACAGGAAGAGAUUGAAAAACAGGAGAUGAACACCUCGGUGUCUGGUGGUGGCGGCGGCGGGUUGAAGUGGCAGGUGGGCUGAAAAUCAAGAUGGUAACGGCUAAAGUCUUGACUCAACAUGAAGUAUUGCAGUAAGAUGACUUGAAAGAUGUUUAAAUUGCUAUCCAGUUUUCUAAUUAUUUUUUUGGGCCUAAUUUAUGAUAUGAGACAAACAGCUACAGUUUGUAUGCAAAACAAUCUGAAGUGAUUACAGAAAGAACAGCAGGACUUGCCCCAUCUUUGCCAAUUAUACAAGUCGUUUGGACCUUUUGGACAAGUCGGGGAUGAAACCGAAUAUUUGGAAGCAAGUACAGAUCCUACUGUGUGUUUCAUUUGAACAUUGAUUAGACAGUCUUACAAUAUUAUUAUUCUCAUCUGGAGACACUUAUAAGACUUAUAAGACACUUGUAAGAUGAAGCUUUUCAGAUUUUUCACUACACUGCUUUUUGGUUUUCAUUGUUGAGGAUGUGUAAAUUCACCCUGGCCACAUUACUUUUUAUCAGUUAUGCAAAUGACACAUUUCACAAGUGAAACACAGUUUAUGUUUACAAAAAUGUAGGUGUGCUUAUGCUGUGAUUAGUAUACACUAACACUCAUUUCACUUUUAUUUUCCAUUUGUUGGCAACACAAAGACUUGUGCAAACGGUGCUAUAACUUGCAGGUAUUUAUUGAACUUGUAAUGCACUUUGCUAGUUCCUGAUGUGUCCUUCGUUGUAUAUUGUGAUGAGAAUAUGUUUGUACUCGGUGCAACGUCAUUUAAUCACUAAUCUGGUGAGUCGGUCAGGAAGUACAAUCUACAUACUUGACAAAAUAUGCAGUAGCAAUAGAAUACUGCAGAAUAAUAUAAAACGACACAAAGACAUUCUCCAACCAGUAGAAAGGAAAAGGAGCUGCACUAGGAGACGCCGUUAUUGACCUUGUGCACACGGCGUGUUGCUCUGUGCACUCGUCUUUGUCAUUACUUCUUUUAAUAGAGCCCUCUUUUGGUUUUUCUCUGCACAAUUUGAGUUUGUUGCAUUUGAAUUGUGAUGUUUGCAGAACAUUCAUGUGAUGCCUGCUUAAUUAUAUUGAAAUGAAAUGUGUUUGUGUUGCCAUAUUUCAAAAGUAAGCUUUGUUAAACAUCUAUUUCCACACACAGCUUGUCUCCAUUUGGUGAACAGAAAACAUGCUUGCUCUUAUGUUGGGAGAGAUUCAUGUCACCUGUAAUGGAAACUGAAGGAGAAAAGUGAAGUGUAUACAAUAUGUAGUGAAGUAUUUACUAAGUGCAUUUCUUUCAGCCUUCACUUGAUCCUAAAAUGCCUCCGGUGCUUACGCCUUUUUGUAGAACAGGAAAUCUAACCAAUGUCAUUUGCUACAAUAAAUCACAUUUCUGCUA